UCCAGCCCGCGUACGGUCGCACUAUUAGUCAGAAACACCAAUUUUUUUUGACUAAUUGGUCAAAAAACGGUACAAAAGAUAGCUUAAUUGCUGAAAUUUCACCUGACGCAGCCAAUUUCGAGCAGCAGUAGAGCAGAGCCAGCCGCAGGGCGACCGUAAACCAGCAGAGAGCACCGCAAACAUCGCCGCAAAGUGGACAACUCCCAGUUUUCCGAACACCUGCCCCUCAGAAAGGAGCAUCGCGACAAAAAGGCGAGACACCUUCGUCGCAGCAGAAUGUCUUCGCUGUCCGCGUCCGCGGAGAAUGUGUCCAGCCUGGGACUGGGAGCAGGAGGAGGGGCGGCCAACUCCCACGACGGCAACUCCCAGCAGGGCUCCGGCUCCGAUGGCGGCUCCAGCAUGUGCCUGGAGCUGGCCCUCGAGGGCGAGCGCCUCUGCAAGGCGGGCGACUGCCGCGCGGGCGUGGCCUUCUUCCAGGCGGCCAUCCAGGCCGGCACCGAGGAUCUGCGCACCCUGUCCGCCAUCUACUCGCAGCUGGGCAACGCCUACUUCUACCUGGGCGACUACAACAAGGCCAUGCAGUACCACAAACACGAUCUCACCCUGGCCAAGAGCAUGAACGACCGCCUGGGCGAGGCCAAAUCCUCCGGCAAUCUGGGCAACACCCUGAAAGUUAUGGGUCGCUUCGACGAGGCGGCCAUCUGCUGCGAGAGGCAUCUCACCCUGGCCAGGCAGCUGGGAGAUCGCCUGUCCGAGGGUCGUGCCCUCUACAACCUGGGCAAUGUCUACCACGCCAAGGGCAAGCACUUGGGCCAGAAGAAUCCCGGCAAAUUCGGCGACGAUGUCAAGGAGGCGCUCACCCGUGCUGUGGAGUUCUACCAGGAGAACCUGAAGCUCAUGCGGGACCUGGGAGACCGUGGCGCCCAGGGACGAGCUUGCGGCAAUCUGGGAAACACCUACUACCUGCUGGGCGACUUCCAGGCGGCCAUAGAGCAUCACCAGGAGCGUCUGCGCAUCGCCAGGGAGUUUGGUGAUCGAGCGGCCGAGCGCAGGGCCAACAGCAACCUUGGAAACUCGCACAUCUUCCUGGGACAAUUCGAGGAUGCCGCCGCUCACUACAAGCGCACUCUGACCCUGGCCGUCGAGCUGGGCGAGCGCGAGGUGGAGGCCCAGAGUUGCUAUAGUCUGGGCAACACCUACACGCUGCUGCACGAGUUCAACACUGCCAUCGAGUACCACAAUCGGCACCUGGCCAUUGCCCAGGAGCUGGGUGAUCGGAUCGGCGAGGCCAGGGCCUGCUGGUCACUGGGCAAUGCCCACUCGGCCAUUGGGGGUCAUGAGCGGGCCCUGAAGUAUGCGGAGCAGCACCUCCAGCUGGCCAAGGAGCUGCACGACCCGGUGGGCGAGAGCACUGCCAGGGUGAACAUCUCCGAUCUGCGAAAGCUGCUGGGAAUGCCCGAGUCGGAGCCAUCGCCCACCGAGGAGGAGGCCAGAUCCACUGCCUCCGAUCACUCGGCCAGCGGAAAUCAGUCGGAUGGAUCGGAGAACUCGCAGGGAAGAAUGGUGCGCGUUCGUCGCCAGAGCAUGGAGCAGCUGGACCUGAUCAAGAUCACUCCCGAUGGGAAGCGCAUGCAGGAGGAGAAGCACCGGGCACAGGCGACCGGAAAGGCCAAAGAAGACGACUUCUUCGAGAUGCUCUCGCGUUCGCAGUCGAAGCGCAUGGAUGACCAGCGCUGUUCGAUCAAGACGAACGCCGCUGGAGCUCCGGCGGUGGCCACGGGCGCCACACGCAAGCCGCUGGUGCAGCAGAACUCGCUGUUCGUGGAUCCCACCAACCUGCCCGGCUUGAAAUCGCCUUCGUCGGCGAAUCCGGCUGCCAUUGGCCAUGGGCCGCUAGCCAGGAGUGCCACCACUACUCAGCAGCCCGAUGACGACUUCCUGGACAUGCUGAUGCGCUGCCAGGGCUCGCGGCUGGAGGAGCAGCGGUCCGAGUUGCCGCGCCCCAAUGUCACAAUGGAUGCAGAGGCAGAGGCGCCACCGCGAUCCGUGCCAGAGGCAGCCGUUGCGGGAGCAGUACGCGGGCAGACUGGUCGGGGAGCCACCGUUCCCGACGAGGACUUCUUCUCGCUGAUCAUGAAGGUGCAGAGCGGUCGCAUGGAGGAUCAGCGCGCCUCGAUUCCGUUCCGAAAUGCCAACAACAACAACAACAGCCGGAGCAACAACAAUGGCUCGGCCGGCGGAGCUGGAAAGUAGAGAGAAAAGUCCAGAGCAAGAAUAGAGUCCAACCAAAACAAUCCUAUCAAUCCAUCCCAGGCCGCAGCUCCCAAACCAUUUUGUUAUACGUACAUCUUGCGGCCAUUUAUUCAGUCGUUUCUCUCUUGGCAAUUGGCUGCUAAACCUUUUGUUCUUUUACAAGUUUUAUAUAUAUAUACACUCACACAUACGAGAAGAAUUAAUUUAUGAUAGCGACUAACCACGUAACCAAAUAUUAGGGGCGUAUAGGGCCCCGCUUACACGAACAAACGGAGAAACUUUCAUGGAUGCACUCACUCAUCCGGUCAUGACUCAUUACACACACUCAUCGUAGAGUUGGCCAUGAUAUUGAACAAUCUGCACUCGAGUUUUACGAUAUUAACGUUUGAAUUGCAUGUGCAAGUAGCUUAAGCAGAAGGUAUACUAAUCCAAUUUGCUCAAUAGACGGAACCAAGUCUUCUCUUUACGAUCCCACGAUGAUCUUACACUCUCUUAACCGCAUUCAGCUAAACGAUAAGUUUUAGGUCUAACAAACCACCCUACAUAUAAGCAAUGCAUUUUCCAAAUCAAAAAUCUACAACUAUUUCCAAUUGUAACCCAUGAGUAUUGCAUUUUUCUAACUAUCGAUAAUAACUCUGAACGUAUAUUUUAAGCCACUUACAAUUUUUUUAGAUAUUAGCAGGACACUGAGGGCAGCUCGGACUUCCGUUUGAGGACCGGCGCCUUGGGUUUGGCACUCUUAGCAUACGAUAUACAGAUCCAUACGUACACAUAUACAAGAUACAUAUGAACAAAAUAUAGUUAUACCAAUGUCUGGCGAUUGGCCUUUAUGGCCAUUGUUCUACACAAUAUACGAGUAUACACAACAGAAACAAAAACACAAAACUAAGUUCGAGUUACAAGAAACGAAAUGAAGCCAAAAUUUAUUAAUGUUAUACGUUUAUGUAGCACAAAGGAGGUGCGCUCAUGAAGCUAAUCGAUCGGUCUUUAUGAUAUACAGCUGAAAAACAUACCAUACAGGCGGACACUUAUGUCAUGUAUUAUUAAAUAUUAAAAUCAAAAACUGUUUGCUGA
Drosophila biarmipes is the source of this 3327-nucleotide messenger RNA. It is a transcript of the gene pins, whose product is annotated as G-protein-signaling modulator 2. Gene Ontology annotation, molecular function: GTPase regulator activity; protein binding. Bases 277 to 2253 code for a protein of 658 amino acids. Lineage: Eukaryota; Metazoa; Arthropoda; Insecta; Diptera; Drosophilidae. The record is from RefSeq and is a predicted model, not a curated record. The transcript is spliced from 2 exons.